UACUUCAACAAUCACCCCCCUAACACUAUCACGCCUCAAUGACACAGUGAAACAAAUGUUCGAAGCUUCACGACUCUGCCUCUGGUUUGUUGACAGGCGACGCGCGGCUCGGCGAGACACACAGGCACAGACAGACAGACGCCCAGGGGAACGCCGGCGCUAUGGAGCAACGAAUGGACGUAGCGCGCCCUGUGGAGGACCCCUUGGAGGUUUCCGGUGACGACCCCAUGGAGUAUGAGUAUGACAAGAACAUCCGGAGAUCCUCGCUGGGUGGGGACUCGGUGUUGGAUCAGGACUUCAGUGAUGAGGUGGAGGUGGACGGGGGUUCACUCACGCCCUUAGAGACAGUGCUGGGGGCUCAGUACGCCGAUGACAUUUUCACCAACAGGAAGGCGGCGGAGACUCACUACCACGUUGAAAAUUGUAUGGCCAACCAGCCGCAGGUAACUCAACACAUGCGCUGCACACUGAUUCACUGGCUGCAGAAGGUGAACCAGCAGCUGCAUUUCGGUUCAGAGACGCUGUUUGUGGCUGUGAGUCUGUGUGAUCGCUUCCUGGCCACCACCUCACUGGCGCAAGACUGUCUGCAGCUCCUCGGCCUUUGCUCUCUCCUGGUCGCUGCGAAAAUGGAGGAGAAUGUGCUGCCCCGAGUGAGCGAGCUGGCUAGGAUCUGCGGGGCGAGUUACAAGCAUCACCACUUCACCAGGAUGGAGGUGUUGCUGCUCUCCAAACUAGAGUUCGCUCUCUACUGCCCCACCAGCUGGUACUUCCUCAACCACCUGGCACUCAAGGCGACCCAGCACGGCACGAUGGACAGGCGUGUGCUGGGUGUAGCGCGGUACGUGACGGAAACAUGUAUUGGGAGCUAUGCGGUGACCCAACACAGAGCCAGCGUGCAGGCGGCGGCGGCACUCACGGCAUCCCUCACCCUGCUGCCCUGCCCUGACCUCUCCACCACCCUGCACACCCUACUGACUGACCUCUACACUGAAGAUGAAAGAAAAGAUAUUCGCUUCUGUUCCUUCCUUAUGACACAAUACAUGAAGCCUUUUCUGGAACCUCUAGGCCUCGACCACGCCCACCACCACCCCCCAGAUCCUCCCAGCGACCCCACCCACGCCCCCGGGAGCCCCACGCCCUCAGAAACACCGCAGGACCUAAGGGCGUGUGGAGGUGGUGGUGUGUAAGGUUUGUGUUUGUUUUGGUGACCCGCACACGUGACUCUGGUGUUGGUUAUGACGAUGGUGAGGAGGAGGAGGAGGAGGAGGAGGAGGAGGAGGAGGAGGAGGAGGAGGAGGAGGAAGGGGAGGAGGUAAUAUAGUGAUGAUAGUGAUGGUUACGAAAGGAUAGGAAGAGGAAGAAGAGGAAAUGGUUGGGUGAUAUGAUGAUUAAAAUGAAUAGGAGGAAUAGGAAGAGGAGGAGGAGGUAGAAUAGUGAUAACAAUAUACGAAGAGGACGAAGAGGAGGAG
Messenger RNA from Portunus trituberculatus (swimming crab), 1469 nucleotides. Its product is annotated as G2/mitotic-specific cyclin S13-7-like. The transcript has 7 exons. The record is from RefSeq and is a predicted model, not a curated record. The coding region runs from base 162 to 1187 and encodes 341 amino acids. Gene Ontology annotation, biological process: regulation of cyclin-dependent protein serine/threonine kinase activity; mitotic cell cycle phase transition. Gene Ontology annotation, molecular function: cyclin-dependent protein serine/threonine kinase regulator activity. NCBI's taxonomy places the organism in Eukaryota, Metazoa, Arthropoda, Malacostraca, Decapoda, Portunidae. Gene Ontology annotation, cellular component: centrosome; cytoplasm; nucleus.